Molecule: messenger RNA, 2351 nt
Organism: Alligator sinensis (Chinese alligator)
Lineage: Eukaryota; Metazoa; Chordata; Crocodylia; Alligatoridae
Gene: RBM28
Product: RNA binding motif protein 28
Exons: 19
Coding region: 1-2181 (726 amino acids)
Molecular function (GO): RNA binding
Source: RefSeq, a predicted model, not a curated record
AUGAGACACACACAGAACGCCAAAGAUGGCGGCGUUUCCGGUCGGACCCGUUUGGCCGACGGACGCGGGCGAGGGGGGCGUUUCCGGUCGGACCCGUUUGGCGCACGGACGCGGCAAGAUGGCGGCGCCCAGCGGCCCGCACAUGCGCUGAGCCGGAUCGGGACCAUGAGCGGGCGGACGCUGCUGCACUUCCCGCUCCGCGCUCCAGAUGCGGCCCAGGCGCCUCCGGAAGAGAAGCCGGCGAAGGUCAGGAAGCCCAAGGCCAAGGGCAAGAAAGCCCGGCUCAUCGUGCGUAACCUCAGCUUCAAGUGCUCCGAAGACGAUCUCCGCGCCCUCUUCUCUGCCUUCGGCACCGUCCUGGAGGUGAACAUCCCCCGGAAGCCAGAUGGGAAGAUGCGGGGCUUCGGCUUCGUGCAGUUGCGGACCGUGCUGGAGGCAGGCAAGGCCUUGAAGGCCACCAACAUGACGCAGAUCAAAGGGCGGCCAGUGGCCGUGGACUGGGCCGUGGGCAGGGAGAAGUACAGAGCUACACAGGCAGUGGCACCUCCCCCUGGCAGCUUGGAGGUGAAAGCCAGCAUGGCCCCGGGACAGGAGGGGGGCUCAGAGGAUGCCAGCGAGGAGGAGGAGGAGGAAGAUGAGGACGAAGCCGCGAACCCAGAGCAGUCACCCAGCACACAGGGGCAGCUUGCCCAGGCUGACAGCAGCGAGGAGGAUGAGGACAAAGGCUCGGACGGGAGCACCCUUGAGGAGGAGGAGGAGGAGGAAGAGGACAGCGAGGAUGAGGAAGGUGACACCACGACCAAGAAGGGCAAAAAAGGCAGGAAGCUGCCGUCAGACGUGGCCGAGGGCAAGACGGUCUUUAUCAGGAACCUGUCAUUCGACACGGAGGAGGAGGACCUGGGCGCGCUGCUGGAGCCCUUUGGGGAGCUGCAGUACGUGCGCCUGGUGCUGCACCCCGACACCGAGCACUCCAAAGGCUGUGCCUUUGCCCAGUUCCUGACACAAGAGGCUGCCCAGAAGUGCCUCCAGGCUGCUCAGGAUGAGAGUGAGGCCGGGGGGCUGCGGCUGGACGGACGCCGGCUGCGUGUGGACCUGGCCGUGACCCGCGAGGAGGCGCAGAAGCUGCGGGAGCAGAAGGUGAAGAAGCCGACGGGGACCCGCAACCUGUACCUCGCCCGUGAAGGCUUGAUCCGGGCGGGCACCAAGGCUGCCGAGGGCGUGAGCGACACCGACCUGGCCAAGAGAGCACGGUUCACGGAGCUGAAGUACCAGAAGCUGAAAGACCAGAACAUCUUUGUGUCCUGCACCCGCCUCUGCCUGCACAACCUGCCCAAAGCCCUGGACGACCAGGAGCUGCGACGCCUCCUGCUUCAAGCUGCUGGCGGGGGCCGAGGCGUGCGCCUCAAGGAGUGCCGGGUGAUGCGGGACUUGAAGGCGCGGACAGGCCAGGGCCGGGCACCGUCGCUGGGCUACGCCUUUGCUGAGUUCACAGAGCACGAGCACGCACUGGCCGCCCUGCGCCACACCAACAACAACCCCCAGCUCUUCGGGCCCAACAAGAGACCCAUCGUGGAGUUCUCCCUGGAAGACCGCCGGAAGCUGAAGCUGAAAGAGCAGCGUACCCAGCGCAGCCUGCAAAAGUUGCAACAGCAGCAACAGGCGGCCAAGGCAGCCGGCCCAGCCGCCCCACCGCACAGCCCCCAGGGGCACAAGGGCCGCAGGAGGCAGGCAGAGGUGCCAACAGCCGGGCAGCCAGCCCCCCCAGGGCAGAAGAAGCCCACCAAAGGCCCCAGGGGGCAGAAGGGCACCGGAGGGCUGGAGGCUGCGGCCUCGUGGUCGGGCUUCCAGACCAAGGCAGAGGUGGAGCAAGUGGAGCUGCCCGACGGCAGGAAGCGUCGCAAGGUGCUGGCACUGCCUUCUCACCGGGGGCCCAAGAUCAGGAAGCGCGACAAGGGCAAGACCAAGCUACCACCUGCCAAGAAGCCCAAGGCCAAGGCUGGCCCGCGGCCCCUGGAGAAACCCAAGGUGGUGGCUGCCAAGCAGCAGGCAGCGGGGAAGCAGCGGCGGCCGGCGGGGGGCCAGGCCGAGGCCCGCUUCGAGCAGCUGGUGGAGCAAUACAAAAGGAAGAUCCUGGGGGGCCCCCGCGGCACCCCCAAGCGCAGCAAGUGGUUCGAGAGCUGAGACCCUUGGGGUUGGGGGGUGGGGCAGGGGGGCUUUUGGUCUUGUUUAUUUAAUCUGGUUUUUAAUGGACUUGAUUUUUACCCUGCGAAGCCUCCUGUGUCCUGGCCCCUUGGGCAUGGGACUGAUGUGGCCCCCCUGCCCCCAGGCUGCUGGGCUCUGGGGCAGCCAUG